Neohortaea acidophila is the source of this 1524-nucleotide messenger RNA. RefSeq names its product natural resistance-associated macrophage protein-domain-containing protein. Gene Ontology annotation, molecular function: cadmium ion transmembrane transporter activity; manganese ion transmembrane transporter activity. NCBI's taxonomy places the organism in Eukaryota, Fungi, Ascomycota, Dothideomycetes, Mycosphaerellales, Teratosphaeriaceae. Bases 1 to 1524 code for a protein of 507 amino acids. Gene Ontology annotation, cellular component: membrane. The record is from RefSeq and is a predicted model, not a curated record. The transcript has 2 exons. Gene Ontology annotation, biological process: iron ion transport; intracellular manganese ion homeostasis.
AUGCCCGAUCCCUUGACCUUCACCCUCUCUCGCUCCCCUCCAUCCUCUCUCCCGGCCUGGAGACGAGCCGGCCGCAAGAUCUUCCAUGUUUUGCGCACCUACUGCCACUUCGUCGGCCCCGGAAUGAUGAUCUCGGUGGCAUAUAUCGACCCCGGAAACUAUGCCGCUGACGUCGCGGCCGGGGCCAGCUACCGCUUCAAGCUCCUCUUCAUCGUCUUUCUCUCCAACAUCUUCGCCAUCUACCUGCAAGCCCUCUGCAUCCACCUCGGCACCGUCACUGGCAUGGACCUGGCCACGAUGCUGCGCGUACACUGCCCCCGCUGGCUGAACUACGUCGUCUACGUCUUCGGAGAAGCGGCCAUCAUCGCCACCGACAUCGCUGAAGUCAUUGGCACCGCCAUUGCGUUGAAGCUCUUGUCCAACGACAAGAUUCCGCUGUUAGCCGGCUGUGCCAUCAGCAUUAUCGACGUCGUUUUCAUCCUGAUCUUCUACCGCCAGCAUGGCACAGCAACUUUGGCGACGCGGGUGUUUGAGUACAUGAUCGCCGGGUUGGUGCUCGGGGUGUUGAUCUGUUUUGCUAUCCAGCUCUCGCAUCUCCACGACACCACCACUGGCGAGGUUUUCAAGGGCUUCCUGCCUUCAUCCGAGCUCAUCCAAGGUCAGGCGAUCUACCAGGCUUGCUCCAUUCUCGGCGCCACAGUUAUGCCUCACUCCCUCUACCUCGGAAGCGGCCUGGUGCAGGGUCGGCUACGGCAGUUUGACGAGCAGAACAACUUGCUGCGCCCCGCGGCGGAGGAUGACGAAGACUCGGCGCCGGGAGAUAAGAUCUACGAGCCUAGUCUGCGGGCGAUUCGGAGCUGUAUCGGGUACGCCAUCGCCGAGUGCACCAUUUCUCUCCUCACUUGCGCCUUCUUCAUCAACUCCGCCAUCCUCAUCGUUGCCGGCGCCUCGUUGUACGGCAUUCCCGGAUCCGCUAAUGCCGGCCUGCCCGGCAUUUAUCACCUCCUCAGCAACACCCUCGGCGCGUCAGUCGGCAAACUGUUCGCCGCCGCCCUGCUUUUGUCCGGCUUCUCCGCCGGCAUCAUCUGUACCAUCGCUGGGCAAAUGGUGUGCGAGGGCCACAUCCGGUGGAAGAUCAAGCCAUGGCAACGCAGGCUGCUCACUCGCCUCCUCUCCAUCCUACCCUCGAUGGUCGUCGCGGGCAGUUUGGGAGAAAAGGGGAUCAACCAAGCUCUGGUCGGGUCCCAGGUGGCGUUGAGCGUCAUCCUACCCGUUAUCAGUGCGCCUGUAGUCUAUUUCACGAUUCGCAGCAAAUAUAUGACGAUCAUUUGCGAUGCUUCCGGGCAUCGAGUCUCAUCGCCGGCGGUGCUGGCUAGUUCGAGGGCGGGCGAGAACGAUCCUUCUUUGCAAAGGGUGAACAUGCGUUUGCAUCCUGUAUGGGCGGUCUUUGGAGUGCUGGUCUGGCUUUUCAUCACGGUUAUGAAUGUUGCAUUGUUGGCAUUGUUGGGCUUGGGCAAGACAUGA